AAUGUGCUUCUGUUUCUCCCUCUGCAGAUUCCAGACGGUCUAAUUGGAGUUUGCUACGUGGAUAGUCUCUAUUAGGAGGAAUGUGUUGUUUAAAAUAAGUGUGUGUUUGCCCACAAGGAUCUGAUAUCUCUCCACCUUUGACCUCUUUGAGGGCAUAAUUGCAGUAUGGCAAGGUCUCUGUGACCUUAAGUAUCCCUGAAAGAAUCAACGGCAGGGUGUAAACAUUUCAUUUGAAUACCAAAGAUACCUGGAAUAUUACAAUCUUCAAUUGCAAAGCAGUUGACCAUGGCAACCAAAUGGAAAGUAUCCAUGGAAACCACAAACUCUCUCUGGCUCUUGUUUUGGACCAUAUGGAUUUUUUUGGCUGGAGUUUUACAUGCAACCGUGGUUAAUGAAGAUGAUGUCACGGCACGCAUCAGUUUCUCAUAUAAUGCAGAAGGGCGAUCAGUGAGAGAGUUCUCUGUGGAUGGUGUGUAUAACUAUUCAACUCUUCUGCUGAGCCCAGAUAAAAACAAGAUCUACGUGGGAGCCAGGGAGAACAUAUUCUCUCUCAGCCUGGACAACAUCAGUGUGACGUAUCUACAGAAAACACUCACAUGGAGCACUCCAGAAAGGAAGAGGAAGGAGUGUAUCUUCAAGGGAAAGGACCCCCAGACUGACUGUUUUAACUACAUCAAGAUUUUACUGCAUUUGAACAGCACACACCUGUAUGUGUGUGGAACAUAUGCCUUCAGCCCCAUCUGCGCUUACAUUAACAUUUCAAGUUUCUCUCUGGAAAGAGAUGAAAAGGGGGAACCCGUUAUGGAGGAUGGCCGUGGACGCUGUCCAUUUAAUCCAGAAUACAGAUCUACAGCUAUUACAGUGGAUGGGGAACUGUACACUGCUACUGUCAGUAACUUCCAGGGAAAUGAACCCACCAUAUAUAGGAGUCUAGGGACUGGCACCCCUCUCAAAACGGAGAACUCUCUCAACUGGCUCCAGGACCCAGCGUUUGUAGGUUCUGCUCAUAUUACAGGUCAAAACAGUGAGAGAAGUGAUGAUCAGAUCUAUUUUUUCUUCAGUGAGAUGGGAAAGGAGUUCGACUUCUUUGAUAACACUAUAGUGUCCAGGAUUGCACGUGUGUGUAAGGAGGAUCAAGGUGGAGAGAGAGUCCUGCAGAAGAAAUGGACCACAUUUCUUAAAGCUCAACUCUUGUGUUCGCUACCUGAUGAUGGUUUUCCUUUCAACAUCAUUCAGGAUGUAUAUGUGCUUCCAGCCCAACGCAAGAAAAACACACUCCUCUAUGCAGUGUUCACUUCUCAAUGGAGUAAAGGUCUAGCAGGCAGUUCAGCAGUGUGUGUGUUCAGCAUGGAUCAGGUAGAACAAGCGUUUACUGGCCGUUACAAAGAGGUGAACCGAGAGACACAGCAGUGGUACACACACACUCACUCUGUACCUGAACCACGACCUGGAAUGUGUAUUACCAAUGCUUCAAGGCAGCUGGGAAUAGACUCAUCCCUGGAUAUGCCAGAUAAGGUACUAAACUUUGUGAAAGACCACUUCCUGAUGGACAGACCUGUCAAAAGUCAGCCUGUGCUCUUCACGCACUCUGUGCACUACACACAAAUCGCUGUACACCACGUGCAAGGCCUCCACAGAGCUUACGAUGUGAUGUUCAUCGGCACAGAUGAUGGACGUUUACAAAAGGCUGUGAAUGUAGCUGGUACGAUGCACAUCAUUGAGGAGAUCCAACUGUUCCCAGAAAAACAGCCUGUACAACACAUUGAGCUGGAUUCGGCUAAGGGUUUGUUAUUUAUGUCAUCACACUCUGGUAUUGUCCAGUUGCCUGUAGCAAACUGCAGUUACCAUAACAACUGUGGCGAGUGUGUUUUGGCCAGAGACCCAUACUGUGCUUGGACAGGAACACACUGUACUGACGUCACACGAAUCACACCACAAAAACAAUGGCAGCAAGAUAUUGAGGAGGCUGACACUUCAUCAAAAUGUAACGGCACAAUGUUCAGUGUGGACUCUGAAAGCUCAGUGUUACCACUUUCUUUCCCAAAUUCCCAAGCAUCUAAUUGUGAGAUCAUCAUCGUCCCAGCUAACACCCUUCGCCUGCUGCCCUGCAAUCUUCGCUCCAAUCAUGCCCACAGAAAAUGGUUAUACAAGCCAGAUGUAGGUCACUUCCUGUUCCCCAGCCCAGAUGGUGGAUUAGUAGUCAGCGGCCGAGCAGGCGGAGAUGAGGUCUUCUCUUGUUGGUCAGGAGAACAUGGCUUCUGGCAACUUUUGGCCAAUUACUGUGUAAAGGCAGAGCCUUUAUCCGAGACCACAACCAAUACUGGGCAGAUGGAUGCACCUCUUAUAAUCCAAAGCAUAUCGUCGGACAUCCUGUCCGGUGAAUCGGCACGCUCUGCUCAACCUCGCAUAAAGACGUAUGCCACAGAGCUGGCAGUAGUGUGUGUUUUGUUAGCUGUGUGUGUGCUUUCGUUCGGGCUGUCGGUAGCCUAUAGACACAGGGGCCGGAUGAAGGAGGUACUAAGAGGGGGAGAACAAACUGGAGGAGCCCAAAAGAGCACAGUCAGGCCUGGGGAGAGUGUGCCCCUCAAUGCUGGUGUGCUUCCAACCUCCCCAUCCGACCACAAAAGCUACCAGACUUUGGAGGAAAACUGCGGUUACAUAAUCGCUCCAUUAGAGACAAGCACGCAGCACAACUCCAAGGAAGCACAGACACUCGCCCAAACGCCACAGAAUGGGUUCAAAGAAAGUCAUGUGGAGGUCAGUGACAUUAGCCCUCGCCCCCGGGUACGACUGGGCUCUGAGAUCAGAGACUCUGUGGUUUAAAACAUAGACAUUGCCAAUGAGUUUAUAUGAUUUAUGCAUAAACAAUCUAACAGUCUUAAUGUUCACUUGGGCAGCUUUCAUGAAGACUAAGCGUACUGAGCCCUGAGUAUUAAGAAUAGAUGUGACGUGCUCAGUGUGCGAAUUGCCAAAUUUGAGUUAUUCAAGACAAUGCCCUCAAAUCUACUC
Messenger RNA from Rhinichthys klamathensis goyatoka, 3009 nucleotides. RefSeq names its product sema domain, immunoglobulin domain (Ig), transmembrane domain (TM) and short cytoplasmic domain, (semaphorin) 4Bb (gene sema4bb). Bases 286 to 2823 code for a protein of 845 amino acids. The record is from RefSeq and is a predicted model, not a curated record. NCBI's taxonomy places the organism in Eukaryota, Metazoa, Chordata, Actinopteri, Cypriniformes, Leuciscidae. Gene Ontology annotation, molecular function: semaphorin receptor binding; chemorepellent activity. The transcript has 14 exons. Gene Ontology annotation, biological process: positive regulation of cell migration; negative regulation of axon extension involved in axon guidance; semaphorin-plexin signaling pathway.